UUUCCACAUUGUGACGAUGGACGAUCAUUUGGAGGCGCCGGGUGCAGUGAGCGGCGGAUCGGCAGGCCCAUGCAGCGAUUGUUCCGACAACGACGACUCUGAGUACCUGUGCCCCAUCUGCUUACAGCCAGUGACACACCAGAGCUACGUAGAGCCCUGCUACCACGAAUACUGCUACUUGUGCAUUUGCCAGUGGAUCGAAUUCCGCCCCCAUUGCCCGCUCUGCAAUGGCAAGGCGCAGUCUGUUGUCCAGCAAUUAAAGUCAGGCAAAAUCGUCAAGACCGCGGUUGCUAGUGAGCCUGGCAAGCCAGUCGAGGUCCACAGUAGGCGGCUACGGCAGCAGACAAGGGUGUAUGGAUGGCCUGAGGACAGCCAAAAAGACUCCGAGCAAGGGCACCGCAAGCGCAUGGCUGUGUACUCGCGAAGCCUGCGCCGUGCAGCGUUCCUUUCUGAAACCAGUACUCGCACACGUGUCUCGAAAUCCCCGGAACUCGUAAGACAAGCCAUUGUCAGUGGCCGGUGCCGAGCGUGGGUGCAGCGGGAUAUUGCUGUAAUUUUGGACACCUCUGACACAACAAUACUAGAGGAACUGGUUGUGUCUAUAAUUAAGGAUUCAGGAACGCUAGACAACCAGGUGGUCGGGCCGCUGAUUGAGCCAGUGCUGGGUUCGCACACCGGAAUGUUCGUUGAUGAGUUGGCCGCGUUCAUGGACUCGACGCUGCCGAUGGCAAUGUACGACCGGUAUAUCGUUUAUGACACCGCCAAUCCGGAAUAA
Messenger RNA from Linderina pennispora, 775 nucleotides. RefSeq lists its product as uncharacterized. The record is from RefSeq and is a predicted model, not a curated record. Gene Ontology annotation, molecular function: metal ion binding; ubiquitin protein ligase activity. The transcript has a single exon. Gene Ontology annotation, biological process: protein monoubiquitination; protein polyubiquitination. The coding region runs from base 17 to 775 and encodes 252 amino acids. NCBI's taxonomy places the organism in Eukaryota, Fungi, Kickxellomycota, Kickxellomycetes, Kickxellales, Kickxellaceae.